AUGAAGUACAUUGCCGGUCUACUUUUGAUGAUUGUUGUGACGGCCGCGUACGAUGACAUGCAAGAUGACCACGUUGUAAACCUCGCCAGGAACAAGGAGGCGAUGCAUCAGUUCUGGGGGUGCCUGACCAACAAAAACAAAUGUGAUGAGUUUGGACAGAACGCUAAAAAGCACGUCAUCGAAUCACUGAAAGACAGCUGUAGAGAAUGCGAUGCGACUCAGAAGCACUAUGGCCACAUCUUAAUAAGCACCCUCAAAGAUUACCCCGAGCUCUACGAGGCUUUUGAGAAAAUGUACGACCCCGACAGAACGCUGCUGAACAAACUAGACGAUACCAUCAAGAAGUACGCUAAAAUGAAAGGUGUCCUCGAAUUUAUCUUGCUGGCGGCAUGUCUGACAACAGCUUCCGCUUAUAAGGAUAUCGAUGACAACUACGAUUUCGAAACAGUUCUGAAGAAUGUAACACGACUCACUGAGUUCAUUGGCUGUUUCCUCGACAAGAACCCAUGUUCAGACGUAGAGCAGCAUAUCAAAAGUUUUAUUGCUGACUGCGAUGACAUACAACGGCACUACGCGCGGGCUGUGGACGAGGUCAUGAAAGAGAAGUAUCCAGAAGAUUACGAGAAGUACAAAAAGAAGUACGAUCCAGAAGGAAACCAUUACAACUUAUUCCUGAAGGCCUUAGCGAAAUAUUAG
This is a messenger RNA of Aricia agestis (brown argus), 696 nucleotides long. RefSeq lists its product as uncharacterized. The transcript has 5 exons. Bases 1 to 696 code for a protein of 231 amino acids. Lineage: Eukaryota; Metazoa; Arthropoda; Insecta; Lepidoptera; Lycaenidae. The record is from RefSeq and is a predicted model, not a curated record.